AUGUCUGGCUUCAGGCCCCGCCGAGGAACCAUCGACACCCUCCUUGACCUAGACCAUCAUGUUCAGGAGGGUUUUGGCCGGGGGCGCUUCACGCUGACCGCCUUCUUGGAUCUCGAAGGGGCCUUUGAUUCUGCCUCCCACAAUGCUAUCCUCUACAAACUCUCCUCCCUGGGCCUCUUCGGCGCUCCUCUGCUCUGGGUCCGCUCCUUCCUCUCGAGUCGCACCUUCUCCGUCUCUAUCGGGACCACCUUCUCCCACCCCUAUCCUAUCCGCAGAGGGGUUCCCCAAGGCUCACCCCUAAGCCCUCUCCUCUUCAACGUUCUUCUGUCCGACCUGCCUUCCCCUCCUAGCACUCAUACCUUCCUCUAUGCGGAUGACAUUUCCCUCCUAUGCUCCGCUCCUUCUCUUCCUGAGGCACAAACCCUCCUCCAAGGGGGGCUCGACGCCAUCUGCCAAUGGUGCACUCAGUGGGGCCUCACCCUCUGUGCACCAAAGUCGUGCCUCAUGUGCUUCACCCGUCGCCGCAUCCCCGCCAUCCCUCAAGCACACCUCACAGGCACAGUCAUCCCUUUCCGCACAACACACAGAUUCUUGGGUCUAGUGCUGGACGGCCCUCGCCUCACAUGGAAGCGCCACAUCAGUGCCCUCCGAUCCUCCUGUCUGCCCCGGCUGAACCUCAUGAGGGCCCUGGCGGGUCUGCAGGUGGUGCAGAACACCGCACUGCGGAUAGCCCUCGGCGCCUUCAGAUCGUCUCCCACCCUGGCCCUGCAGGCAGAGGCGGGCCUUCCCUCACUAGACCACAGACGCAACACUAAGACAAUACCAUGGACCAAAGCAGACUGUCCUCACCAGGGAAAGGCCCUCUUCCUGACUCUCCUCUCCACCAAAUACAGGGACACCUUUUUCAUCUUCACAGACGGCUCACACAUUCCCUCCCCUCCCUCCACUAGUGCGGCCAUAUACCUCCCAACCCUACACACCUCCACCAACUGGAAACUCCAACCCCACACCACCAUCCUUGGGGCAGAGCUUUUUGCCAUCAGGGAAGGCCUCACAGCAGCAACAACGCUUCCCCCACACCUAUCGGUCUCCCUCUUUACUGACUCCCUCACUUCCCUCCAACUCAUCUCAACUCACAGACCUCACACACAUCACACACUAUGCUUUGCCAUCCACUCCCUCCUGGCACAGCUGACCUCCGGGGGCAGACGGGUCCACCUUCAGUGGGUCCCUUCUCACAUAGGCAUCAUGGGCAACACAGUGGUGGACCAAGCUGCCAACCUGGCACACACACAUCCCCAGCCAAUUCCCAGCCCUCCGGACCACAGUGACCUCAAGAUCCACCUCCGACAGUCCUCCAACCGCCACUGGACCACCAGACUGACGAUAGACCUCAGACAGCUCACCCUCGGCCACUACAGACACUCCCCCGCCCAGCACUGGCGCCCCUUCUCCCCCAUUCGCCCCCUGGACACAGCCAUCACCCGUCUCAGGAUUGGACACACCCGCCUCAAUGCCCACCUGCACAGACUGAACAUAGACGGCCAGCACAACCAACAACUCCUGAUAACAACUACCACUGACGGGGCUCUAGAGGCUGUGGGUCCACAGCCUAAAUAG
Molecule: messenger RNA, 1620 nt
Organism: Eriocheir sinensis (Chinese mitten crab)
Lineage: Eukaryota; Metazoa; Arthropoda; Malacostraca; Decapoda; Varunidae
Exons: 4
Coding region: 1-1620 (539 amino acids)
Molecular function (GO): nucleic acid binding; RNA-DNA hybrid ribonuclease activity
Source: RefSeq, a predicted model, not a curated record